Molecule: messenger RNA, 2252 nt
Organism: Triplophysa rosa
Lineage: Eukaryota; Metazoa; Chordata; Actinopteri; Cypriniformes; Nemacheilidae
Gene: dusp23a
Product: dual specificity phosphatase 23a
Exons: 2
Coding region: 256-780 (174 amino acids)
Biological process (GO): protein dephosphorylation; cilium assembly
Molecular function (GO): protein tyrosine/serine/threonine phosphatase activity
Source: RefSeq, a predicted model, not a curated record
UCAAUAUCCCUAAAGCCCGCCCCUCCAUUCUAAACAUAGCAGGAAGCAGCAGAUGAGUCCGAGGGUCAUAUUUCAGUACGACACCGGCAUCGCGCGUUUUCUCCAACUUGACGUACUGACCGUGGAAUAUUUUUGUUAGACAUACAUCAAGUCCUAUUGUGCAAGACUUUGACAGUCGCACUCCUCCCUCCGGCGAGUCUCCAGGACAGUCGCUAUAUAUUGAGGCCAGUCGUCUUUUAGCACACUGUAAUGUAAAUGCAGCACGAUAUGUCGCGUGUUACCAAUUCGCCGCCGAACUUUUCCUGGGUCGAGUCUCAGAAGCUCGCCGCACUCGCAAUGCCUUCAAAAACGGGACACUAUAAGUUCAUGCUGGAGAAUGGCAUCAAACAUCUGGUGUGCUUGUGCGAAUCCAAACCUCCAAACCACGACAGCUGCCCCGGACUGACCCUGCAUCACAUCAGCAUCGUGGAUUUCACACCACCCACUGUGACUCAGAUACGGCGAUUCCUGAACAUCGUGGAGGAGGCCAAUGCCAAAGGAGAGGGUGUUGCGGUUCACUGUAUGCACGGUCACGGCAGGACGGGGACCAUGCUGGCCUGUUAUCUGGUGAAAACGAGGAACAUUUCAGGUCUGGAAGCCAUCAAAGAAAUCCGGCGACUUCGUCAAGGGUCAAUCGAGACACAAGAGCAAGAGAACGCCGUGAUAGAGUUUCAUCAAUGCAUUAAAGAUGGUUUCUGUGUGAACAACAUCAACACUCCAUCCACAUUUAAAUCCAUAUAAUCACAUUUUCUAAAGUCCCAAAAUGUCUGUUGUGGUUACUAAUCCCUGUGUAAGUCAGUAAUGCAAGCCUGCAGUGUUAUGAACACAAACAGCAUGCGUUGUUAGGAGCACACACCCAUAAUUAAUAUAACCAAGUACAAACACAUCAUGUAACCUUUACGGUAUGUAGGGUCUUGUCUGUCUAUCCACAAAACUUGAAUUUGACUUAGAAAUUGAAAAAAUAUGCUUCUACUGCGUUAUCAGUAUAAAAACAAAACUAUUCAAAAUUACAAGACUGGCAGCAGUUUGUUGCAUUUUGAACAUUUAAUUUUAAAUGCAAUAUGUGACAGGUCUGUGUAGUGUACUUAUUUAAAUGCUGUAUAAUAAAAUGCAAUUCAUACAGAGAUGAUGCACAUAGACCGUCUUUAUACACAAUAAAGCACUAUAUAAAUGCCUCAUUCAUUCAUCUUGACUGAGGAUCUACCUCAGUAUGUCUCAAAAACAUAUCAAAUUUGUGUUUUAAAAUAAUAAAAAAAUCUAAUGUAUUGUAGUUGGAAAAAAUUGUAUUUGUUUACUUUGUAGUUGUAAAGUAUGUAUGAAAUUAUAAUAAAUACCAAUAGACAUUUUUAAGCACGUGCUCUUUAAAGUAAAGAUUAAAAUGAUUUGAUCAGAUGUCUUUGUUAUUGAUCCAGUUGAAAAAUGUGUGUAGCAACAAGUUUAAAAUAGUUAAGGUCCACAGUGCCUUCACCCAAAUAAAAGAGUUACAAAAACAUGGACAACGUCUUUAUUUUUUGUAAAAUCUGUAUUUAUUUAUGAUUUACAAAAGCCUAUGUAACAACCAUUAAAAUGAAUCAAACGUAUUCAUCUUUAACCUAAAAUGAAAACACGACAGUGUAUAUGUGUCAGUUUAUGUUUUUCAAAGUGGCAAAAGAAAGGAUAUUGACAUUACCCUUAUAUGCAUCACUUGGAUUUACAAAGUCUGUGUUCUCAGGAAAAUUAUAUACACAGAUCUAGACUAUGAAUGGAAAGACGCAGGUGUUUCAAACAGAGGAGACACGACCAGAUGCUCAAUUUAAAUAAAGGUCUGCAAUACUGUUAUCUGUGGGAGCCCAUUAAAAGUACAUUUCAAUAGUAGAAUAUUGGCCUAUGCUGCCAAAAUAAAGGCAGGAUGCAUAUGAUCCUCGAAAUUUAACUGCAGACUGUCCGGACGUAUAAAUACAAACAAAUCUGUGUCAAGAAGUAUUAAAUAAAUACCUGCGGUUUAAUAGGCUCCUGCAUCUUAUUUCAACAAACCUCUUUAUUUAAAUCGUCUCUCUUUUCACCAUUAUACUACCAUCACACCUUUUGCUUACGGCUAUCAUUCGACUAAACGCCAUCAGUUUAAUUUAAGGAAAAACAGUAAAAGAAACUAUUUUAUGAUAGAAGUGGUAAACUCUCGAGCUCUUGUGGGAUGACAAGCUCGCAGGCAAGUGACUACAUUCCCAGAGGAUAAA